This is a messenger RNA of Lathyrus oleraceus (garden pea), 528 nucleotides long. RefSeq lists its product as uncharacterized. Bases 1 to 528 code for a protein of 175 amino acids. NCBI's taxonomy places the organism in Eukaryota, Viridiplantae, Streptophyta, Magnoliopsida, Fabales, Fabaceae. Gene Ontology annotation, molecular function: nucleic acid binding; RNA-DNA hybrid ribonuclease activity. The record is from RefSeq and is a predicted model, not a curated record. The transcript has a single exon.
AUGUUUUCUAAUUACCUUACUCACCAGCCUAUUGAAGACGACAAGUCGUUGAAGUUUGACUUUCCUGACGAAGACAUUAAGGUAGUAAAAGAUUUUGAAAUCCCAAGACCCGACGAAGGACCUAAACCAGGAUCUCGAUGGAAGCUCAUGUUUAAUGGUUCUUCCAAUUACAUGGAGAAUGGUGUAGGAGUUAUUAUGUUGAAUCUGAAUGGUGGAUAUACUCCUUUCACAUCAAGUUUGUGUUUUGAUUGCACAAACAAUAUAGUAGAAUAUGAAGAGUACAUCCUAGGCAUAGAAGAAACAAUUGACCUCGGAAUCAAAAUCCUUGAAGUAUGUGGAGAUUCAACUCUAGCGAUCUACCAAGUCAAAGGCAAAUGGGAAACUUGUGAUACCAAAUAUGUCCUAUAUUGUGACUAUGUCAUGAAGUUGAUAAAAUACUUUGACGAAAUCACUUUUUGUCAUAUCCCAAGGACUGAGAGUCAAGUAGCUGAUGCUCUAGCUAUGUUGGCUUCAAUGUACCAAAUUUGA